AAGAAAUCUUUCUCCUCCUUUGUUGUGAAUCAACGAGCGGUAACCCCUCCUCCAAUCAGAGUCAAACGGAGUCCGCGGCGUCGACCAAUCACGGGGCAGCUGGCUCUUUGAGCCGUCUGCUGGUUUACUAUUCACUGUGUGUUUUGUGUAGACGUCCAGCUGAUAGCCCGCACUACGACCGCAGCUCUGUUAUUGUCUAACUCGGCGGACAGAAGUUAGAACUCGAGAACUCUCGUGGAUUACGGCCGCACCAGGGUGUACACGUGCAUGCUGGGAACUCAGUGGUGGUCGCUCUGCCUCAGUUUGUUCAUAAUACACACUUAAAAGCACUUGUUCGUUCUGUUGCAAAGUUUUAAAAGGAUAAUCUACAAGGUUUUCAAGAAAAUACAGUUUUACAUACUUAUAAGCAUUGCUGAGUGGAGGUUUUCUGAGUCAAAGUCAGCAAUCCAAGGUUUUCGAGAAAUUACAGUUUUUAAAUACUUACAAGCAUCGCUGGGUGCAGGUUUUCCAAGGGAAAGUUAAUAAUCAACAAUCUAAACGUUUUCAAGAAGUUGGUUUUUACAUGCUUUAGUGCAGAUUUUUACGAUUUGAAAGUCAUAUGCAUGGUGUUGACUGACGUCCUAUAAAUUCAUACACGUGUAGGCCUAUAUAUGUGGUGUGUUUGACCGUCUACAAAGUGUUGACAUGGAUACAAAGACAUUUCUACAAGUUCCAGGCAAAGACGAUGCCGACAAAUACACGGCUUCCAUUGAACUCUCGAACGCAUGCCGCAAAUUCUACAAAUCACGCAUGGAAACGGCCGAGGCCAUGAAACAGAAGUGGGAGAAGACCCCGGUGUCUGCGACUGAUGCCAACGGGAACGGAAAACAGAAGAACUCCAUAGACCUGGCCAUGGAACGCCUACGAGAGGAAAUGGCCUCUCUGAUGGACCAGGACCUCUCUCUGAUGAAGCAGCUGUUGACCUUGAACGAAAGUAUCGAGGACCUGAAAUGGCAGCGCAAGUAUUACUACAGCUCCUUGCAGUCUAGCUCAUGCGAGGGCAGCGAUUGGUCAGUUUCCGAGACGGAAAUGUACGAUUCAGACAGCGACGUCCCCGCCAAGUAUCCGACGCCGUCCAGUCUGUCCCUGCAGUCAGCGAAGAACAAGCGCUUCGGCAGCGACGACAGCACCACCGACAACGGCUUUGUACAUUCUUCAGACCAGACUCUCAACCUUAAUCUGAACACGAGCAAAUUUCUCGAAACUGGGAAACGGUUUGUAGAAACUCAAAUACUGGUCAACGGAAGUUCGUAUAAAAGUUGUCACGGGGAACAAAAUUCGUUCGACUCCGGAAUUCAUGACCCAUGCUGUGAAGUAGAGAUUCGGGUGUGAGAUUAUUUGUAAUAUAUAUACCUCCGUGACGUCAUUAUUUGUGAUUUUGAUAAUGUUUUCGCCCGUUACUUGUGUUAGAAAUGAAAGGUUUUCUUAUCGAGUGUGAAUGUGUGAUGAAUCUCAGAUAAUGUCAAGUUAUGUCAAUGAGCAUGCCUGUUGCAGGCACUUGUUCCGACCACGUGUCUAAGAUGGGGGAAACGAUCUGGAUGAGGAAAGGGAAGCAUUUUUGUUACGACAUUGGCAAGACAUAAGUCGAAUAAUAUUUAUAUAAUGACUGUUUGUGUGAUGUAUUUGACCUUAGGACAUCGCACAUUUGAAACGAAGCUGCUGAAUUCAGAUGGAAUGUGGCUGAAGUCGCAUUUGAAAUGCAAUAAGCAUGUGGAAUGUAACCAUGUUGUUAAUACGGUUUACGGUGACAUUUUGAUCGACUGUAAAAUUGCAAGUAUCCAUCAUGUAUUCGGAACGAUGGCUUAUUCGGAAGCUUGAUAAUUGCAACAGGUAUACAACUAGUGUUUGACGAGGGUCUGAGUUUGUAAAAUAUGUUACAGUCUGGAUCUGAGCACAGUCUUUGUGUAGAAUCUAAAACCAUGAAGCCUACAUUCAUUUGUUUGGAGUUAGAAUCUAGACAAAGCUUGAUGUCAGUUCCGACCGUAAUCGUCUUUUUCAAACACGGGCCCAGAUUAAUAACGAUAUCAGAUAUUGGUAUGAAUGGAUUAUGCUUCCUAUGAUAAUAUAAUGUGAUGCUCCUUUAAUUUAUUAUUUUACAACUGAUGUCGUAACAAGAUGUCAUGCAUUAGUAGAUUUAGUAGGUCUGUAAAUGUCAAGGUUCCAUUUUGUGUAGAAAUACCUUACGAUAUCAGACGUAGAUCAAGAGAAGAGUGACACAAAAUUAAUUAGAUGGCGAAGAUGGGUCAUACUUAGGAAAGGGCAGAGGGCAGUUGACCCCAUCCAGAAAAAUAUGAAAACGAUAAUUUUCAAGUUUUAAAAUUCCGUUUUAGCCAAACUUAGUUUAGGUUAGGUACAGCCCUGCGAAAGGUAAUGAUUAGGGAAGAUAACGGAGGGGAACUGUUCGACUUCCACUAAGGAUUGGUGAACGAACGAUAGGGAGUAGGUGUAGUUGGCUGUGACCGGAUAUGACGUGUUUCCAUAUCGGUAACAAAUCGCUUUUGUUCAUCGAGAACAUGACAUGAAUAUUAUGUAUCACUGUGUGCUCGUGUUCCACGCAGAUUGAGAUACGCUUUACUGUCUAUAGAGUUUUCAAAACGGAUACAACAGUCUGUGAAUUAUGCUUUGGAAUAAUUGUAUCUGUGUCAUGACAAAUGCAAGUCGGUCUACAUACACUAAGGUUUCGCCAUUGUAAUUAGUGCAAUACUUGUUUUCAACGGAGUUAAUAUGAGAAUUAUUAUUCAGAUCAAUAUCAAACAAAACAUAACUACAGCAACAUAAUAAGCACCUGCUAGUCCUGUUAUCUACUUAGGGUACAACAAAUGCAAAUCAAAUAUGUAUAUGGGUAUAUGUAUAAUUAUGUAUAUGUAUAUGUAUAUGGAACUUAUAUGACGAAGCGGUUUUGACAAAUGAUAUUCUGACCGGACGUUUUGUGGGGUUUGGGGUUUUGGUCCUGUUACAUCAUAUAACAUGUUAGAUGGGUAACGUUUUAACACACAGAAAAACCCAUAUCUCAGGUGCACCUAAUAGGUUUCCUUUACAGCUUCAUUAAUGCAUCAACCGGCCUCGGUGGGUGGCGUCGUGGUUAGGCCAUCGGUCUACAGGCUGGUAGGUACUGGGUUCGGAUCCCAGUCGAGGCAUGGGAUUUUUAAUCCAGAUACCGACUCCAAAACCUGAGAGU
Messenger RNA from Gigantopelta aegis, 3217 nucleotides. RefSeq lists its product as uncharacterized. The record is from RefSeq and is a predicted model, not a curated record. The transcript is spliced from 2 exons. Lineage: Eukaryota; Metazoa; Mollusca; Gastropoda; Neomphalida; Peltospiridae. Bases 685 to 1371 code for a protein of 228 amino acids.